AUGCUCUCGAAGAACCUGUACCAACAAGUUGGGCUGGUGAACGGCAUUAGAGGCGAAGUCGUCGAGUUGGUGUGCGCAGAUGAUGCGCCCCCGCCGAAGCUCCCCCUUUACGUUGUCGUCAAGUUUGAAGGGUACUCGGGGGGGGAAUGGUCGUCUCAGGAGAGGUAUAGACGUUGUGUCCCUAUUUCUCCCGUCGACACCACCUGGCAGGACGGGGGGACGCAGGUCAGGACGCAGCUGCCCCUUAGGCUCUGCUGGGCAAUUACGAUGCACAAGUCCCAGGGGCAGACUUUAGCCAAGGCCGUCAUUGACUUGGGGCCCAAGGAGGCCUGCACGGGGCUUACUUUCGUCUGUCUCAGUAGGGCGAAGAGACUUGUGGACCUCAUGGUAGAGCCCAUGAGUUUCGACAGGAUUGGUAACCUUGGAAAUUCGCCGACGAUGAAGGCUAGGCUGCAGGAAGAGGUUAGACUUGGGGAGUUAGCACAGAGUACGAGGGUCAAGUACACGGACAUGGGCGUCUUCAGCGCCGUCGCGGACGCUCUUGGACGAUCCCAGCCACAUGGAGCGAAUACUGGCGUCCAUGGCGGAGCUCGCGCCGCCCAUUGCGCCGUUGGAAGGGUGUUCAAAUUGGCCGUCAGCCACCACUGUGCCCUUCGCACGUCGAACAUCGUGAGGGCGAUGAAGUUCUACUCCCUGCUAGGCAUGAAUGAGGUCAUCUCCCUACCCCGUCGAGGAUCAACUCCGACUUUUUCUUCUGUCAUCGAUGUGCAGCUCGACGUAGCGAAGCCGGGUGUUUGGUGCUCCUCGCCAAGGCCGUGGUGGGACCUGUGUCUGACACGGACCACGCCCCAUCCCCGGUGGCUACCGUCGUCUUCCUUUUUGCUGCUGUCGAUACCGAACGCGCGAUGGUCGCUUUCUAACGCGGGCCAGGCGGCGCGGUUCAGGGCGGGGAACGCGAGAUGCGCAUUUUUUGAGGGUGCGGGCAUGCGGCUAGAGCUGAUCGAGAGCGAACCCCACCCUACAACACGAAUCGGACACCUCCGUCACUCUUCGGGAGGCGAAUACCCCAGUCAACGCCCCCUGCAAGCACUGUCCAACCUAUCCCAGAAGUGUAAUCUCACCAUUUCCCUCGUCAAUUUAUUGCGUCUGGAUGACAAGGCCGUGGACCUUGCGGCCGACAUGAGGACGACGGGCCUCAACCACAUGGCCUUCGACGUUGGGCCGGCUAUCGAGGCGGAGGGUCUGGACGGCAUGAAGGGGUUCUUGUCGGAGUUGAAUCGGCAGAGCGAGGACGCUUUCGGCAUGAGUGUGCGAUUGGUCGUCAGUCCGUACGAGCAGCGGAUCGGCCAGGAGAUUUUCGAUCUAGCGUUCGUGAUGGACGCCGACGGGGUGCUCCUGGAGCUGGUGCACAAGAAGGACACCCUCGAUAUCGAUAUGCCUCAGGCUUGGUGACCUACCCACCUGCCGCCACUCCAGCAACCGUAGCCCUGACGGUGGGUCGUGAUUUGGCGUGCCCCCUCCGCCCCGACCCAAUGGGACACGUUUUGACACCCAUCCCCACUUGCUCUGCAGUGAGUGAACGAAGGGUUCGAAGCCGCGCCCGGAGGGGAAGCUCUUGUGGCGGUGGAGGGGGACUCCUGAACAUAGAGUUUGACGUUUCUAACGCGGCCGCUUCGAGAGCGGUGAGUGGCGUCGAUCGAUGACGCAGUGACACGCUCCCGGCCGACGUCUUGGAAGAUGCGAGCAGCAGAAAGACCUAGAAAAUCAUGGUGGGAGGCGUUUGGGUCGGGAGGGUUUCUUCAAGAGCUUCCCUCGCCCUGCUCUCGCAAAGCUUGCCUACCAUUCCACGGCAACAGCGCACGCUGUCAGUUUGCACACUCUGUUGAAGGGUUUUUCGAAACAAUUUUUUUUUGGCUACUUCUGAAAUUACACUUACUAGAGUGCCAGGGUGAUCAUCCGCCGGAAGGGGAUGUCGUAGUGACAGUGCGGUCGGUGCGGGCUUUAGGAGGAAUACCAAAUACACGACGAUCGUGUCAUACGUAUUCCGUUUGUUCUCAAAUCGCCCUCCUCGGGGGCAGUAGUUUCUCAAAAGCGUUUCGAAGACUUCAGCCAUGGUUGGUCGUGGAAUGGGAGGCUCGGGGGGAUACCCAUGUUAGCGUGCACUUUAUUUGCCUCUCGCGAGACUCAGAUCGGCCACAGUUGGUGUUUUUUAUACCUCCAUCAAUAGUAGAUAAAAUAUGUGCAGACGACGAGUUAACGUUCUAUGGUGGCCUUGGCAGGCUUUGGAGGGGGUAUUGUAACAUCGCUACCCCUGCCGUUUCGAAGAUUCUGAUUUUGGGCAUGACGUGUCUGCGUUUGGGCUUUCGUGACGGUUUCAAGAAACGCUACCGUUGGUGUUCCCGUCAAGAGGGGUUGUGCGUUGCAUACAAUGCCAGUGGUUGCACAGCUUUUGUGGUCAUCUUCCCGGUCUUACCCUGUUGUAGAUAAGAGUCCGUUUCUUUCCUUCGCUCCCUCGCUGUUUUUUCGAAUUUCUCGGCUAGAAAGACCACGCACGAGAAGAGAAGUGACGUGGGUUAAGAGACAAGACAGGCCAGAAAGUGGUGCCGUUUGCCGAGAUAUCUCGGACAUGCACGAAGUCUGGGUUGGAUAUUUUGGGCGAGGAGGUGCUUCGCUGGUGUGUUGAUAAAAUAGAAAGAAUGAGAGGGCAGCAACAUUUUUUUUUGGUUUCGGUUGAAAGAAUAGCAAAGGUGAGUGUGUAGCUCCACCACCUGGGUCGGUCUAGGCAGGACUGGUAUGGCUAUUAGAAGGUGUAAGAUAAUGUUGUUCGGUGCGUGUUUUUGUGAUGGACAUGGCAUUUCCGUUGACUCAAAAAUGCAGAGACUACAGUUUCACGCCGUUCACACUGGACGCCGUUGGGGUAAGGGGUUUGCCGAGCCAGUCACUCACGGGAAUGGCGUCAUGCGCGUUGGAGGGUGCCAGACACAAAAGCGUUGCCGGGCGCCAUGUUUUAGGCUACCACUAGCUCUAGUGUUUGUUGGGGCUAAGAGUUGAACUCCAAGGGGUUGUGGGUGCUAAGAGUUAAGAGAUUGGCAACGCAGCUUGCCUCAGACAACCGUGCUAGUCAACCAAGAGAUUCUCGUGUUGAGGCUUCCACUAGCUCCAGGGUAGUGGGGACUAAGACUUCAGAAAUAUCCGGGAUGAAGGGUAUCCUGGUGCUUCCGACGCGCUGUUGUUUUCGGCUUUUGAGGCUUCUUUGUCGAAACGUUUCAAGAACUACAAGCAUGUUUGGAGUGUGAGGCUCAACACAAAGAAGGCUUCUGCCGAUGGUAAAAGAGACAUGUCAAGAGAACUGCGACGUGACGAAGUUUGGCCUGGACC
Messenger RNA from Ectocarpus sp. CCAP 1310/34, 3378 nucleotides. The record is from the annotation of a GenBank genome assembly. NCBI's taxonomy places the organism in Eukaryota, Phaeophyceae, Ectocarpales, Ectocarpaceae.